AUGUAUCUCCUCAGGUAUACAAACAAAGCGUCCGAUCCUGUCGAGCCUGUCACCAGCGCAAGAUCCGCUGUGACCACAAUCUCCAGCCGCCUAGAACGACUGGAAGUUUUACUAUCACGGUUGACUGACAGUCCUCAGUCCAGCGCAGGAACUACGCCAGUUUAUAGCGGCAGUGGUAGCCAGCCCCAGAUUCAAAUCCAGGCUCGUCCUAGUGCAAAUGUCAAUACCAUUGGAAUCACAAAUCAACAACCAUCUGAGAAGCGCCCUAGCAAACUAACCUGGGAGCUAUUAUUGAAUGAUGAACCGGCUGUCCAGGCUGAAGAUACUUCGAACAUCGAAAGUCUACCACAAAAUGGAGGGAAUAUCAUACCUACCCAAUCGACAGGCUCUGAGCCAGCAGAUUCGCAUCUUCAAAAGAGCACAAAAGUUCACGACGCACCUCGGUCGCAACUAGGUGCUUGCCUACCUUCAGACCUGGGCUCAGAUGUGCUGGACUUCUAUCCUGAUGCCCAGCUAGCCCUUCACUUAUGGAAUGUAUACAUCAAGUCGGUCGAUCCGGUCCUCAAAUUAUUGCACGUACCAACUGUCCAGUCGACUGUUGUUGCAACCAUUUUGAACCCAAGAUCUGCGCAGUCUUCAACAGUGGCGUUGACAUUCGCCAUCUACUAUGCCGCCACCACGGCACUUUGUCAUGAUGAUGAUCACGAACCCAUUAAUCUACCCUGCGAGAAGUUGGCGCUUUUGAGCCGCUACAAGCUCUGCCUGGACCGACUUCUCGUAGUACCAGAUCUGAUGGCUCACCCAGAAUUAGCUUCAUUGCAGGCUCUGGCAAUCUACGCAACGUGUUUACGAGCCAACGAAGUUAGCCGAAAUGUAUGGGUCCUCAAUGGGCUUGCCAUCCGGCUCGCCCAAUCCGUUGGCAUGCACCGAGACGGUGCCUCCCUCCGACUGAGCCCUUUUGAGACGGAAAUGCGCCUUCGUCUCUGGUGGCAUCUGUGUAUCCUUGAAUCCCGUGCCCCGGAAGAUCAAGGAUUUCAGCCUACCGUCGAUGUCACGAACCGGGAGCUGCGGUUACCUUUGAAUGUGAAUGACAACCAAAUCUAUCCCGACAUGACACAAUUUCCCACAGAGUCGGACGGUUGGACGGAAAUGUCUUUCUUCCUGAUUCAGACCGAGUCGUGCCGGCUCCUACAUCCGGUUCUCGAUACCCAAGGGCAACAUUCUCCAGACGCCUUUCUUGACAUCACGGAAAAGCGGAAGAUCAUCCAGCAGCGACGUCAAUACCUGGCGGCCAAAUGUUCAGGAACACGCACUCAUCUGUCACGCCUCGCAGUCCAGCACGGGACGACCGCGUAUAGGAAGAUGGAGUUUGUGCUGCAACUACGGGAGGAGAUCAGCCUGCGAAAGCAAAACCGGCCACAAGAGGAUCCGACUCCUGACGUGCUCAAGCCGUCGUUCAAAUUGGCCUGUGAGGGACUGGAGAGCAAUCAGGUCUUGUCGAACGGGGCGUUUGGGAGCAGAUUCAAGUGGUUCUUCAACAUCUACACCCCCUGGUACGCCAUUGCUUACGUCCUGCGCUGUCUCUGUCAUAGUCCCUAUGGAUUCGAGACUGAACGCGCCUUGGCGUUGGUCGAAGAGGUCUUCUCUCGCGCAAUGAGUCUCCACGUUGGUCACGCGGCCGGGGUCGUUGGUGACUACGGGCACGACAGCCUCUGGAGAUAUAUCAACUUGCUCCGACAUCGAGCUUUAUCGUCGAGGCACCGGCGUCUUCCACCGCCUGUGGAACCUACCGAUGACGGUAGAGUUCCAUCGUCCAUCACUGGUCGAGAUCGCACAAAGACGAGCCAGCUUCUCUCAGAUAUCGAUAUGCCGGACACGACAGCGACGACGGAUGGAGAAACCCCGUUCCCCAACACGGGCCAAGAAUAUAUCCCUGAUUCCAGUCAAAUUAUCUUUUCACCUCUGGACCUGUCGAUGCCGGAAAUACCGUUCUUGCCGGACUGGAAUGCUGUCAUCAAUGGCUGUCUGAACGAUGAUGUCUACGACACAAAUCCAUCUUUCUUGGAUAAUUUCCCUGAUGACUCUACACAAUUCCGAAAUUAG
This is a messenger RNA of Exophiala oligosperma, 2103 nucleotides long. RefSeq lists its product as uncharacterized. NCBI's taxonomy places the organism in Eukaryota, Fungi, Ascomycota, Eurotiomycetes, Chaetothyriales, Herpotrichiellaceae. The transcript has 4 exons. Gene Ontology annotation, biological process: DNA-templated transcription. Bases 1 to 2103 code for a protein of 700 amino acids. Gene Ontology annotation, molecular function: zinc ion binding; DNA binding. The record is from RefSeq and is a predicted model, not a curated record.